UGUCUAGCUCGUCUCGUCCUCGUCACCUUGUCUCUGUCUGUUCCCUCUUCUCUUCUCCAUCACUCAUCCUGUCGACAAUUUAGAAUUUAGACAAUAGUUUUGGCUUGGCUUUUUAGUUACAAUACAAAUUUUCGAAUUGUUUUGUGUGAUCAAUUUAUAUUUCGUUAUUGUAGGAUAUUAUUAUGGCGUUUAUACUUCCAGAUAAUAUCCUAGAGACUUUACUUUGCAGUUUUUGUCAUAAAUACUUAUCUGUGAAACCCACAAAAGUUUAUCCCAACAGGCUUAUACAAUGUGGAAGAUGUGUUGAUAAAAAGGAACAGGAACAAUCUAUCCAUGAUUUCGAAGCAGUAGAAUCACAGUAUGGAAAAAUUGCUGAAAACAUUUUAUUUAAAUGUGUCAACAGAUUUGAUGGUUGUCGAGAAUUGUUAACAUACUCUCAAGUUAAGGAUCAUGAACAGGUGUGCUUGGAAAAAAUUCACGAAUGUCCAAUUUGUGGUGAAGAAAUGGCGAGUUUUUUUCUGCUUCGACACUUUGAUUCCAACCAUAAGGAUGCUAUAUUAGAUUGUCCCGCGUUUGUUUUCAAGUUAAAUGAUCUUUUAGAAAUGCCUAGUGUUUAUAUCUAUCAAGAAGAAGAUAAUUUGUUUUUUCUGUAUAUUAGCUAUACUAAGUCGGAAAAUACAAUAAAAUUAUAUUUGGUUUAUAUUGGGAGCUAUGAACUCGCUAAAAAUAUAUACCAUCAAUUUACUGUAAGUAGUGAAAACAAAGAAUUUGAUGUUGUAUUGGACCCAAGACUAUGUACUGAUGAUUUUUUUGUUGUGGAUAUAUCACAUAUGUCAAAUUUGAUACAAAUUAAAUUUAAACUAAUCGACCGUAAUCUCAAAGUUUUGACGGCACCUGAAAUUAGUAAUGCUGUGAGGAAACCUGUAGUCACAAACGCUCCACUUCAGAAUCAAAUUCAACACCCAACAAAAUUUAAUCUAACAUGUUAUUAUUGCAAAGCGUGUUGCAUUUUUUCAUUGUCUUCAUGUCGAGUUAAGUACUACUAUCAUGACAAAGAAUAUAAUUAUGUAUGUUACUAUUGUAAUCAGUUUUUCGUGAAAGCUGAUGAAAUUGAUGGAAUAGAUAUUCCCUCUGACAUAUCUGGGAUAAUGGAUUUUUUCCAAUGGGAGUGUCGUAAUUGUUGUGGUGAGAUUUAUUUUUCUAGUAUGCAAUCACAUGAAAUAAACUGUAAACUAGGUAGACAAUUUGUUUGCCCUAUAAAGAAUUGUUGUGAAAAAGGGAUUGCUAACCAAAUGAUCAAACAUUUGAACGAAGGGCAUAAGUGUAGGGCAUAUGGGCCUCACUUUAGACUUUCUAAAUCUUUUUCAAGUUGUUACGUAUUUGCAAAGGAGUAUAUUGUAUUUUUAAGUGUAACUAAUACAUUAGAUUUGCCAUCAAGUCUUGACCAUGAAUCUAUUCGCUUGGAACUAUUAACAAAAACUGACGAUGAUGGUAAAAUUCCACGCGCUUUGUUUUUUAAUAGCAAGAACGAAAUUUUAACGGAUUAUUCCAACAUUCUAUCUUGCAAUUUAGUAUUUGUAAAAGUUUUUGUAUACUAAUUAUAAAAUACUGUUUAUAGGGGAGUCAAUAGAAAUUUUGACUUCGGAAAAAAUCAAACAAGAUAGAACUUUUUGUAAUUCGAUUAAGAAAUGUUUAAUAAACAACAUAUCAAAAAAUUCUACUCCAGAAGUGGGUGCUUCAUUUUUUAUUAAACAAAUGAACUGCGAAA
Diabrotica virgifera virgifera (western corn rootworm) is the source of this 1768-nucleotide messenger RNA. RefSeq lists its product as uncharacterized. The transcript is spliced from 2 exons. The record is from RefSeq and is a predicted model, not a curated record. The coding region runs from base 183 to 1598 and encodes 471 amino acids. Gene Ontology annotation, molecular function: ubiquitin conjugating enzyme binding; zinc ion binding; ubiquitin protein ligase activity. Lineage: Eukaryota; Metazoa; Arthropoda; Insecta; Coleoptera; Chrysomelidae. Gene Ontology annotation, cellular component: cytoplasm. Gene Ontology annotation, biological process: proteasome-mediated ubiquitin-dependent protein catabolic process; multicellular organism development.